AGUCACGUAAUAGUAUUUAAAAUAGACGAAAAUAUGUUCAGUAAACCACGAAAUUUGAAACAUUUAGCAAAAUUAUACAGGUAUUUACUUCUAAUAACUCUAGUUAGCAUUAUUCUACUAAGUUAUUACACUAUCAAUCAAAAACUACCAAUCAUAACCUCAAAAUCAAAAAAUGCGCACAUUUUCAACACUCCAGGAUGUUCCAUACCAAAUUUAAGCAUAACCAACGCAAAAAUUCGUAAAUUAAUUUAUGAUAUGCCACCGAUUGUAUGCAAUGAAGGCGUGGGACCAUUAUUUCAGUCUGAUUUUAUCUCGAUUCAUCUCCUACACGAUGCGUUAUCAACGUACAACGUAACUAGCGAUAACCUUGACUGUUGUUAUCAAUAUUUCAAAAGAAGAUGUCCGAAUAAUGACGAAAAAGACACACAAAUCGACUUUGAAGAAUGUGUACAGUUUACUAAUGAUUUCUUGAUUGAUAAAAACAAGGAUUUUGUUAAAAUUGAAUGCAGAAGUCGUGAUGAUACAACCCAAAUGAUUUAUGAAGAUUAUUUUGCUUCAAUCUCAUUAAAACCAAUAGAAAAUCAAGAUAAUGAUUAUACUACUAAUGAAGAUCAACUAAAUGUAUUGAUUCUUGGAAUAGACGCCGUUUCCCGAAUGAAUUUACAUCGCCAAAUGCCGAAAACCGUUGAAUACUUGCAAGAACUCCAAGCGGUUGAAAUGUUAGGUUAUAACAAAAUAGGAGACAAUUCAUUUCCUAACCUAAUUGUUAUGCUAUCCGGACAUAAUGAAACAGAAUUAAAUAACGCAUGCAGACCAACUGAUGAUUCUUUUUAUGAUGAUUGUGAAUUUAUUUGGGAUAAAUUCAAAUCCAAUGGAUAUAUAACUGCGUUUGGUGAAGAUACAGCUAAUAUUGGAUUGUUUACCUAUGAAAGACGUGGAUUUCAUGAGCAACCCACUGAUUAUUAUUACAACCAUUUUGAUUUUAUUGCUGAAAAUAAUGUAGGCAACACAAAAUUCUCUGGUAUAAAUCAAUGUAUUGGAUCUAGAGCAAGAUAUGAAGUAUUAUUGGAUUAUGUGAGUAAUUAUGCAAUAACUAUGAACGAAAAUAAACGGAAACACUUUGGAUACUUCUGGACUACAAGUUUAACGCAUGAUUAUUUGAAUAUGGCAAAGUUGGGUGAUGAUAGUUAUCGAAAUUGGUUAAGUGGACUGGAAUUGAAUGACACUGCGUUGAUUUUAAUGAGUGAUCAUGGAAUGCGUUUUGGAGAGUUCAGAAAUACUUAUCAAGGGGUUUUAGAAGAUCGUUUACCUUUUCUUUUUGUUGUUUUACCUGAAUGGUACCGUAAAAAACAUUCAGAAGCUUAUAAUAACCUAAAAAUUAACAGGGAAAGACUAAUAACUUUAUAUGAUGUGCAUCAGACAUUAUUACAUUUAUCUGACGUUAAAAACUAUCAAAAAACUAAUAAAAACAGCUUAGGAAUCAGUUUAUUUGAAGAAAUAUCAAAUAAACGCACUUGUGAUGAUGCAGGAAUUGAUCCUCAUUGGUGUACAUGCAAAGAAAGCAAUGCUUUGUCCCCAGAUCAUCCAGAAAUCAUAAAAGUUGUAAAUUUUACUCUUAAUGAACAUAUUAAUGCAUUACUAAAGCAAUAUGACGAGUGUUACAACUUGUUAUUGAAUGUAAUCUUAGAUGGACGCCAUUUUGUGUCCAAUUCCAAUGUAAAUUAUGAAGAUUAUACUGUUACCUUUAGAACUAUACCAGGUGGAGGUAUUUUUGAAGCCACAGUAAGAAAAUACAACGAUUCUAAUGAAUACAACUUAUUAGGAACAAUAAGUCGAUUAAAUUUGUAUGGAAAUCAAAGUAAAUGUGUUCAUGAUGUGUAUGCUAAACUGUUUUGUUAUUGUAAGAAAUAAUUUUCAUGUAAAAACGCAGCAAAAGCAAUAAUAUCACCAAUAAACAAUAAAAUAAAA
Molecule: messenger RNA, 1968 nt
Organism: Dalotia coriaria
Lineage: Eukaryota; Metazoa; Arthropoda; Insecta; Coleoptera; Staphylinidae
Exons: 2
Coding region: 34-1911 (625 amino acids)
Source: RefSeq, a predicted model, not a curated record